Molecule: messenger RNA, 3162 nt
Organism: Candidozyma duobushaemuli
Lineage: Eukaryota; Fungi; Ascomycota; Pichiomycetes; Serinales; Metschnikowiaceae
Exons: 1
Coding region: 1-3162 (1053 amino acids)
Biological process (GO): protein N-linked glycosylation; oligosaccharide metabolic process
Cellular component (GO): endoplasmic reticulum membrane
Molecular function (GO): Glc3Man9GlcNAc2 oligosaccharide glucosidase activity
Source: RefSeq, a predicted model, not a curated record
AUGAGCGACGUUUUGGACGCCCUCACCGCCGAGGAGCGCCGUCUUUUUGAAAACAAAAAAAGAGAUCAAUACUACAAACGAUGGGGCACUUAUCUUAGUGAAAGACAAUGGGCCACUGUCAGAGAGGACUACUCAGCUUCUGGACUGGCCUGGGACGAUUUCCUGUUUGACACGUCCCGCCUGAGAACCUACCGUUGGGGAGAAGACGGCUUGUGUGGUUUUUGUGAUACCAGACAGUUGGUCAACUUGCUGUUGGCACUUUGGAACGAGAAGGACCAUAUCUUGAAGGAGAAGCUUUUCGGUGUCACCAACUCCCAGGGUAACCACGGUGAGGACGUGAAGGAGUUGUACUGGUACCUUGACAACACGCCCACCCACUCGUACUCGAAGAUGUUGUACAAGUACCCGCAGGCCGAGUUUCCCUAUGACAAGUUGGUUGAGGAGAACGGGAAACGUAGCCGUUUGGAACACGAGUACGAAAUCACCGACACGGGCAUUUUCGACGAGCAGCGCUACUUUGACGUGGUGUACGAGCUGGCCAAGGCCGACGAGGACCCCGAGGAGCUUUUGUUCAGAAUCACCGCCUACAACAGAGGCCCUGAUGCUGCUCCUUUGCACAUCUUGCCCCACCUUGUUUUGCGUAACUACUGGGCCUGGGGCACAGAGGAGUCCUUGCAUGGAAAGCCCACGUUGAAGCAGAUCGACAACUACACCAUCGAGGUGGACCACCCCAAGUUCGGCAAGAGAUACUUGGUGUUUGCGCCUGCUCCUGGUUUGACCGAGAAUCUGCCUGACGUGGAGCCAAAGUUGCUUUUCACCGAGAACGAAACCAACCACAAGCGUCUCUACGACCAGCCCAACGAGGUGGACUACGUCAAGGACGCUUUCCACGACUACGUGGUGCAGAAGGACGAAAAGGCCGUCAACCCGGAAAACGUCGGAACCAAGGCCUGUGCUUUGUUUUCCUUCAACGAGGACGGCGGCGUGCCUGCUGGCGACUACGUGACCAUCCGUUACAAGCUUACUGACAAACGUGGCGACAUCGAUGAAGUAGAGUUUGACAAUGUCUUUGAGAGAAGACAGGACGAGGCCGACGCUUUCUACUGGAAGGUCUCUCCCUUGCCUAUCACCGACGACUUGCGUCAGGUUCAACGUCAGGCUUUUGCUGGUUUGUUGUGGACUAAGCAGUUCUACCAUUUCGUCCACAGCUACUGGUCCAGUGGUGACCCUAAUACACCUCCACCGCCCGAAAACAGAGCCAAUGGCAGAAACAAGGACUGGAAGCACUUGUACAUUGACGACGUGCUCUCUUUGCCGGACAAAUGGGAGUAUCCCUUCUUUGCAGCCUGGGACACCGCUUUCCACUGCAUUCCAUUCGCCAUGAUCGACCCUGAAUUCGCCAAAAAGCAGUUGGAGCUUUUGACCAGAGAGUGGUACAUGCAUCCCAACGGUCAGUUGCCAGCCUAUGAGUGGAAUUUCAGUGAUGUCAACCCUCCAGUCCACGCCUGGGCUACCUACAGAGUGUUCAAGAUCGAAAGAAAGAUGUACGGUGUGGAGGACUUGGAUUUCUUGGAGGGAGUGUUCCAGAAAUUGUUGCUUAACUUCACCUGGUGGGUCAACAGAAAGGACUUCAACGGAAACAACCUUUUCGAGGGUGGUUUCUUGGGUCUUGACAACAUUGGUGUUUUCAACCGUUCUGAACCUUUGCCCACCGGUGGUACUUUGCAGCAGUCCGACUCCACAGGCUGGAUGGCGUUCUACUGUUUGCAGAUGUUGAACAUUGCUUUGGAAUUGGCCAAGACCCGCCCAGUUUACGAAAACAUUGCAUCCAAGUUCUUUGAGCACUUCUUGUUGAUCGCUGAUGCCAUGUCGUACAGAGGUGCCACAAAGGCCGAUCAGCAGCCCACUGAGCAGUCAUUGUGGGACGAAAACGACAAGUUCUACUAUGACGCCAUCCAUUUCGAUUCUCAUACCCAGUCUUUGCCAGUCAGAUCCUUGGUCGGUUUAAUUCCAUUGUAUGCUUCUUUGACCUUGGAACCCGAGUUGUUGAACAAGUUCCCCUCGUUCAAGAAGCGUUUGGACUGGUUCAUUGAGCACAGACGUGCUAUCGCCGAGAGAAACAUUGCUUCUAUGACCCAUCGUGGUGUUGGUGAGCGUUUGCUUUUGGCCUUGGUCAACAAGGAGAGAUUGGUGGAUAUUUUGGAGAAAAUGUUGGACGAAAACGAGUUCUUGUCUGAGUUCGGUAUUCGUUCGUUGUCCAAGUACCACGAAGAGCACCCAUUCGAGUUGGACGUUCACGGUCAGAGAUACGAAGUCAAGUAUCUUCCCGGUGAGUCCGACUCCGGAAUGUUCGGUGGUAACUCCAACUGGAGAGGUCCUAUCUGGUUCCCAGUCAACUUCCUUCUUGUGGAAUCCUUGCAAAGAUUCUACUUGUACUACGGUUCUGAGUUGAAGGUCGAAUGUCCUAAGGGCUCAGGUGAGUACUUGAACUUGGCUCAAUGUGCCCAAGAGAUCCAGCACCGUUUGAUGCAUUUGUUCCUUCCCGACAACAACGGAGUCCGUGCUUGUAACGGUGGCAAUGAUUUGAUGGACCACGAUCCCCACUUCAACGAAUACGUGCCCUUCUACGAGUACUUCGAUGGUGACACAGGCCGUGGUUUGGGUGCUUCUCACCAGUGUGGCUGGACCGCCGUGGUUGCCAAGUGGAUCCAUGACAACGGUGUCACUUGCAGAGCUCCAAAGACGCCUAGAACGCCUAAACCAGAAAGACGUAACUCUAUCCACUCGUUUGACCAAGACGAACCCACCAAGGAGAGUGAGGAGGAUGAAUUGAUCAAGACAUACACUCCAAAGGUCGGCCCAUUCCCAUCGAGACUUGUGAGAAGAAAGUCUGGAAAGUCCUUGCUCAACUUGACCAUCAACUCGUUGGAUCUUGGUGGAGAUGAGGAGCUUGAUGCUGAAAAGGAAGUUCCUACUUUGGAGAGCGGCUUGAAGAAUGUGACCGCCGAGUUGGAUGAGUACGGCUUGACACCCUCUGUGUCUCGGUCCUCUGUUGACUCCCGUUUCGACGAUACCUUGGUCAGCCAGAUCAAGGCCGCCUUCCACAAGUACAAGAACCGUACUGAUGAGGAUGAGGGCGAGGAGUUUGAGACCAGACACUGA